Molecule: messenger RNA, 1086 nt
Organism: Pocillopora verrucosa
Lineage: Eukaryota; Metazoa; Cnidaria; Anthozoa; Scleractinia; Pocilloporidae
Product: QRFP-like peptide receptor
Biological process (GO): G protein-coupled receptor signaling pathway, coupled to cyclic nucleotide second messenger; chemical synaptic transmission
Cellular component (GO): dendrite; plasma membrane
Molecular function (GO): G protein-coupled serotonin receptor activity; neurotransmitter receptor activity
Source: RefSeq, a predicted model, not a curated record
AUGCCUGUGACAACGAGGAAUUCUUCAUUUCACAACUUUUCAUCCAAGGAUGGAUUCCAAGAUUUUACCCUCGACACAAAUAUGAAAGUGAUAUUCUUCUUCCUGGGUUUCGUUGCCUUUCUAAUCAUCAUUGCCAAUGGUCUUGUCUUUGUGUUGGCUUGGAAUAUGAAGUAUCUCCGCACCAGAACAAACUUCUUUCUUUUCAGCUUAGCAGCAAGUGAUUUGCUCUCAGGUGCAGUGGUUGUUCCACUCGUUCUAUCGUGUAACAUUGUAACGGUCAAUCAGUCGCUUUGUAUCGCUAUGGAUAUCUGUCAGCGGGGUUUAGCCAUCUCGACGAUACUGCAUCUUUCGUCCGCAGUCAUCGAACGAUAUUUGAAGAUAUCUUCGCCUUUUAGGUACACGUCUAUUGUCACCAAGCCUCGAAUUUCUUGUGUGUUAAUUUCCAUCUGGAUAUUAGCCAUGUCUGUGUCUCUUUCUCAGUUGUUUAUCAUCUCUUCGCAAGACGUUACUAAAGCUUACCUCGUCUACAACACAACAGUUCUUUCACUGUUUGUGUUUGUGCCAUUCUUCAUCACAGUUUUGGCUUUCAUUCGCAUUUAUUUCAUCAUGAAACAGAGUAAAAAAUCAAGAAUGAGGCUGACCAUUACUGUAAGAGAAAAUACAACAAACUCGACGCAACGAAAGAAAAGAGUGAACACCAAAAGAUCAUUGAUAGUGUACCUUGCUAUGUUGUUGUGUUUUGUUUUCGCUUGGUUUCCUUAUUUUUUUCUGACGCUCCUGAUAGACUUGGAUAAUUCAGUAGAGAUGAGUAUCCCUCAUUGGAUGAACGCUUUGUUUUUAUUUCUAAAGGUCAGCUCUGCUCUAUUCAAUCCACUUUUAUUUACUUUUUUUAAAGCAGAUUUUCAAAAAGCGCUCAAUCAAAUGACCUCCGGAAAGCUUUGCAAACAAGUUGCUAAUACACAGGAUGAAAGUGCGCGAAAAAGAUUUGGAUCUAAUUCCAUGCAGACCAACCAAACCCAUCUUCAGCACAAGACAUUUGAGAUAGAAGAACCGAAAUCUUUAAUUAUCAAUCACCUGACAAGAUAA